This is a messenger RNA of Camelina sativa (false flax), 1525 nucleotides long. RefSeq names its product actin-11. Lineage: Eukaryota; Viridiplantae; Streptophyta; Magnoliopsida; Brassicales; Brassicaceae. The record is from RefSeq and is a predicted model, not a curated record.
AUUCGCUCCGUUUCUCUUUUGUUUUUUCUUUUUCUCUCUCUCUCAAACAAAACAACACACACGACACACCCCUCCUCCAGGUUUCCUCUCAGAGAUCCCUCAAACCAAAGGAAAUAGAAAAUGGCAGAUGGUGAAGACAUUCAGCCUCUUGUCUGUGACAAUGGAACCGGAAUGGUUAAGGCUGGAUUUGCUGGAGAUGAUGCACCAAGAGCUGUAUUCCCCAGUAUUGUUGGUCGUCCUCGCCACACUGGUGUGAUGGUUGGUAUGGGACAAAAAGAUGCUUACGUUGGUGACGAGGCUCAGUCAAAGAGAGGUAUUUUGACGUUGAAAUAUCCUAUUGAGCAUGGUAUUGUUAGCAACUGGGAUGACAUGGAGAAGAUUUGGCAUCACACUUUCUACAAUGAGCUUCGUGUUGCACCAGAAGAGCACCCUGUUCUUCUUACAGAGGCUCCUCUCAACCCCAAGGCUAAUCGUGAGAAAAUGACUCAGAUUAUGUUUGAAACCUUCAACACACCCGCUAUGUAUGUCGCUAUCCAAGCUGUUCUCUCCCUUUACGCUAGUGGUCGUACUACUGGUAUUGUGUUGGACUCUGGAGAUGGUGUGAGUCACACUGUUCCAAUUUAUGAAGGAUAUGCUCUUCCACACGCCAUUCUGCGUCUGGACCUUGCAGGCCGUGACCUCACUGAUUACCUCAUGAAGAUCUUAACCGAGCGUGGUUACUCAUUCACUACCUCAGCAGAGCGUGAAAUUGUAAGGGACGUGAAAGAGAAACUCGCUUACAUAGCUCUUGACUACGAGCAAGAGAUGGAGACGGCAAACACAAGCUCAUCCGUUGAGAAGAGUUAUGAGUUGCCUGAUGGACAGGUGAUCACAAUCGGAGGAGAGAGAUUCCGUUGCCCUGAGGUUCUGUUCCAACCAUCUUUGGUGGGAAUGGAAGCUGCUGGUAUUCACGAGACCACUUACAAUUCCAUCAUGAAGUGUGAUGUUGAUAUCAGGAAGGAUCUGUAUGGAAACAUUGUGCUCAGUGGUGGAACCACCAUGUUCCCUGGAAUUGCUGAUAGAAUGAGCAAAGAGAUCACUGCUUUGGCUCCAAGCAGCAUGAAGAUUAAGGUGGUUGCACCACCUGAGAGGAAGUACAGUGUCUGGAUUGGAGGCUCCAUUUUAGCUUCCCUCAGUACCUUCCAACAGAUGUGGAUAUCAAAGGGUGAGUAUGAUGAGUCAGGGCCAUCCAUAGUCCACAGGAAAUGCUUCUAAGUUUAUGCUCAAAUCGAAGGGAUGAAAGAUUGUUUCCGUAUUGGUAAAGCCUUUUGUUCAUCGAUCGACUUGGUUACAGAACAUUCUUUUGUUUUCUAUGUUUCUUCACCUCAUUUCUUUCUUGUUGUCCUUCUCUUUUGGUGAUUCUGUAAUGGAAAAAAUUAUUUUUUAUUUAUUUCUCUUUCUUUUACUCUUAAUGUUCCCUCUCAAAGAUGAAACCAGAGGUAAUGGAUUUGGCGUGCUAUAUAAUUUUAAUUAAAGGGGUUUCAUA